AAGAGGAGGUGUCGAUCCCCUUCUUCAUUGAGUUUGACGCCAUCUUCUAUAGCCCCGCGGCUUCUGGACACGUGGUACCGUAGAGUGACCCGAGCGCGAAAUCUGCAUGCGUAUUUAGAUGCCGACCACGCGCCCCGCGGUUGCCUGAGCACCUGCCAGAUCCAAUUCUUCAUCAAUCUGUAUUCUUGGAGCCCCAACAUGACAUCUUUACCUACCCUCCUCUUUGUGCCGGGUGCCUGGCACAGCCCGGAAUCCUACCGCCGCGUGGUCGACCAACUCGAAGCCGUGGGCUAUGAGUCGGAUCUCGUCCACCUCCCGUCCGUAGGCCCGGCCCAGCACCUCCCGGACUUUUCCGCCGAUGUGGUCCACAUCCGGGGCCAUAUCCAGCGCCUGGUCGAUGCCGGCAAACUGGUCGUGGUCGUGGUGCACUCCUACGGCGGAAUUCCAGCCAGCGAAGCGGUCAAGGGCCUGGACUGGGAUACCCGGCAGCGAAAUGGCCAAACCGGGGGCGUGGUCCAUCUUUUCUUCUGCUGUUCCUUCAUCGUUCCGGAAGGGAAAUCCCUGCUUGGUGCCUUUGGCGGGAACGACUUGCCGUGGUUCAACAUCUCCGAGGAUCAGCUCGAGGUGUACCCCGACCAACCGGAUGAAGUCUUUUACAACGACAUGUCGGAGGAAGAUGUUCGACAUGCCGUCAGCUCUUUACGGCCGCAUAGCUACCGGACGUAUCAUAGCCCCUGCACCUAUGCGGCCUGGAAGGACGUCCCCAGCACUUAUCUUUACUGUGUCCAGGAUGCCGCGAUCCCUCUGGCAGUGCAAAAAAUGAUGGUGGAGGAGUUGGCGGCGGGAUAUCCUGUCCGUACGGACUUGAUCGACGCUUCCCACAGCCCAUUUUAUUCAAAGCCUAAUGAGGUCGCGUUGGCGAUUCGGAGGGCCGCUGGCGAGGCGGUUUAAUGCGCGGAUACCCGACGAUGGCAAGGAUGAGGUUGUAUGGGAGUGUGUGUGUGUGUGUGUGUGUGUGUGUGUGUGUGUGU
Molecule: messenger RNA, 1031 nt
Organism: Aspergillus ibericus CBS 121593
Lineage: Eukaryota; Fungi; Ascomycota; Eurotiomycetes; Eurotiales; Aspergillaceae
Product: alpha/beta hydrolase
Exons: 1
Coding region: 199-951 (250 amino acids)
Source: RefSeq, a predicted model, not a curated record